Fomitiporia mediterranea MF3/22 is the source of this 1284-nucleotide messenger RNA. RefSeq lists its product as uncharacterized. The coding region runs from base 1 to 1284 and encodes 427 amino acids. The transcript is spliced from 7 exons. Lineage: Eukaryota; Fungi; Basidiomycota; Agaricomycetes; Hymenochaetales; Hymenochaetaceae. The record is from RefSeq and is a predicted model, not a curated record.
AUGCUUGUAUCGUCCACUUUGUGUCCCUCACAUCGCUCCCCCGUGCAUUUAUUCGUUGUGCAUUACGACGAAGACCGUGUCUUGGUGCCCGUAGAUCUAUACGCGAAAUACGCAGACUUGCAGGAUUACGUUGCGAGGGAAUGGAAUCUCGAAAGGGCGAACAUUGAAUUCGAAACGGAUGAGCUGAAUAUCUGCGCGGGGAAAAAAAUACGGAUCCAUGAGGAAGCUUGGAUUGGGAUCAAGGACAUCGUAGGGAAUGUAUAUGUUCGCGUCCUAUAUCCGAAUCAACCCAGUGUUAGAUCGGAAGGGCAACGAGAUACACUUGCACAUAAUGUGAAACACGUACCGAAGCGUGAAGUACUUGAAACGAUCAGAGCGUCGUCAGAGACUGCACAUGAAGCAGAAGUAGAAAAACAGACGAGCACGGAAACUCUCGAGAGCGAAUACGUCGAUGUUGCUCCGCCAGACGAAAAUCAUGGCCAGGAUAGCGAAGUGAAUGGUCAUGAACACGAACCAUCAAGUGACCCUACAGGAAGUCCGAAGCCACUGGGAGAAGAGGAGGGUAAAGAAUCUCUGAAGGACAAGGAGAAAGAAAAGGAACACUCUCCCGGACGUAGCUCAACCUGGGGACAACUUCUAGAUUCAGGCAGAGCAGCACCUGAGAACCCACCUAACAAUGUGACUACUACCAGCACUGGCUCAACUUUUUGUACCUGCACCAGCACUCGUUGCUCUGCUAGAGAAGCCAAGAUAGGGAGUCGGUUACACCAUAAGCCCUCACCCAGAAAAGCUGCGUCAGGAGAUCCAGAACAUAUUCUCAUCAAAGUCACGCCUCCACCCAACAGCAUCUACAACCCUCGUUGGUUCAGAGUCCGUCGCGAAGACUCUGUACGCAGUGUCCUCAAGGCUGCAUGCAAAGCAUUCAGGGUUGAUCACACCAAAGUAGAACUAUUGCAUAAUGGGGGUGAUGAAGUGACCAAACGAUGGAAGAUCUCAACGUACAGGAUAAUCAUGAAUUUGUCGUUGAAAGGGUCAAUUAAGAGGAAGAAGAGGAAGAAGAGGAAGACGAGAGCGACUCCUGUCGCGAAUCAGCAUUUUGCAUGUUUCUUCAACACAUUACUUGCCUCUGGAUUCUCCACCCCUGUUCUUGAUAAACCUACAGCAGAUAUGUAUUUGCAAGGGUUUUUGUGUAUAGAAAUUGAUUGGUACCAGACGAAACGUAUGAAUGAACAAAGUCCUUACGAAUUCGUAGAAGGUUCAAUGCAGAACCCUCUCAUCAGCUGA